CAAAUCAGUUGAAAAUUUUUUAAGCCAGAAGUCGCAUGUCAUAAAAAUUAAAAUUUCAUUUUUUUUAUUUUCUCAAACUCCUCCUCAAUAAAAAAAAAACUCCUGUCAAGUUUCUUCUUAUCUUCGUUGUGCAAUCAUAUUAAGCAGAUUAAAUUUAUAAAUAAAAUAUAACGGAUAUCAAAUUUAAAAAAUGAAUACUGAAAAUCAAGAUACUAAUGCUGUGUCAAAGGAACAAACGGAAGAGAAACAAAAACCACAAGUGGAAUCGCAAAAAGUUACACCUCUUCCGGUGUCCAGUAUUAACGCUUUUAAUACUGAGGAAUUUCUAGCGCGUGUCAAUAUGAAUGAGAAAAUUAACUAUUUGCUCAGGUCACCCACUAAAACACCAAAUGGCACUCGUCAACGUUCGGUAUUUACCUCAAUAACAGCUCCAUCCCGUUUUAAUGCCAGCGCUGCACCAUUUGUCUCACAACAACAUCGCAUUUCUGGAUCAAGCGGUAUGACACCUAAAGACACAUCAACACCAUCCAGCUCCAUGCCAACAAGACAAAUGCCGAUACCGGUGCAUAUGAGCUCUGCGUCACCGCAUCACUAUGGCGGUUAUGAGUCGCCUAUUACUGGUCGUAGUGGUGGCAUGACACGUGGUGUUUUUAAUACACGUUAUCCGGUGGCACCACCACCUUCACCCAUUUAUGGUUUUGAAAAUGAUAUUUGUAGGAUGCCGACCACCCUAUCACCUUCACCUCAUGCUCAACAGUUUCCCCAGCCCAUGCCGCCACCACCUUAUGCUGUUGGCCGUUUGAGUGCCAGUCAUCGCGGAGGCGUUGAAUAUAAGAAUCCUACACCACCACCCUGUCCAGGUGCUGGACCAAUAGCCAUGACUAAUGGCACAAUACAGUUGCGUUUACGUGAUGGCAUACGCAUCGAUAUGACUUUGGAUAAAGCUGUAAGAGUUUUGAAUCAACGCAGUAUGGUGGCCAUUGCCUUGUCUCGAAAUUGUAGCAAUACGGCUUUGAUUCAUCCCAAUGGACGUAUUUUACAAAGUGGUUCAAAAGUUGAGAUUGUCACAUAUGAUGGCAUGAAGACUAAUAAUUAUGUUCGUUAUGCCAAGAUGUGGUACAAAGGUGUCAGUUUUACCAGUGAAUCGUGUGCUUUAAUCUAUUUAGUGGAUACAGCUGGUACUCGCACCACUACCGAUACUUUUACAGAUUUAACCAAAGACUAUACACUAACAGUUUUCUAUGAUGACUCUCGUCAUGGUCCUUCUUAUGUUCAAGAUGCUAAUGAAGUAAUUCAAAACUCUUCUUACACCUGUACCGAUGAGGGUACUGAAAUAUAUGACAUCAAUGGUUUUCGCAUUACUCAAGCUGCUGAUGGUCUUGUCAAAUUAACGCGUAUCCAUAGCAAAUGUCUUAUACGUACUAGUCCCGGUAAUGGUUCGGCUACUUUGACUACACCUGGUAUUCACUGUACCGCCUCGUUGGGUAAAACUUCACAUUUAUUUGUCAGGCGCAAUGAGAAACGUAUGCAUUUUGAUGGUUCCUGUUUCAUUGUUCGAAAUGCUGGACAUUCUGCCGGUUUUAAUGAAAAUAAUUUGCUAAUUGUAUAUUGAAUAUAUACAAAUAAAAUCGAUUUAAAAAAAUUUUUCAAAUGUUGCUAGAAAGAAGAAAAGAAGUCUGAGGAUGCUACACAAAAUUAAUUAUUGCUGUGAUACAUAAAACUAAACUAAUUGCAAAAAACAGAAAAAAUAAAUUCAAUUAAUUGUCGUCAUAAUUUUCAAAUGUUUUACCAAAAAAACAAAAACAAAUUAAGUUCUCGAAAGUGUGUUAUCAAAAUUACCUGUAAUAUUAAGUUUUCUAUUUAAGCAAUUCUCCCACGCAUAAACUCCCUAAACUAUAAAAUAGAACUAUAAAACUAAAUACAAAGUAGUGCAAGUAAAAGAAUACAAUGUUAAUGAUAUAAUGAAUUGGAAAAAAGUUCUAAAAGCUGUUGUAUUGAAAACGGAGCUAAUCACAAAGAAAAUAUCAAAAAAGCAAACCCUAACCGACCCUUCUACACACCUCAAAACCCAACAAAAUCAAACAA
Lucilia sericata (common green bottle fly) is the source of this 2085-nucleotide messenger RNA. RefSeq lists its product as uncharacterized. Lineage: Eukaryota; Metazoa; Arthropoda; Insecta; Diptera; Calliphoridae. The transcript is spliced from 8 exons. The record is from RefSeq and is a predicted model, not a curated record. Bases 191 to 1612 code for a protein of 473 amino acids.